Polychytrium aggregatum is the source of this 1152-nucleotide messenger RNA. Its product is annotated as mitochondrial carrier domain-containing protein. Gene Ontology annotation, biological process: mitochondrial citrate transmembrane transport. The transcript has 5 exons. Bases 135 to 1040 code for a protein of 301 amino acids. The record is from RefSeq and is a predicted model, not a curated record. Lineage: Eukaryota; Fungi; Chytridiomycota; Chytridiomycetes; Polychytriales.
AGGGCAUCUCUGGGCUGGAUGGCAUCGCCGGGCGACCUUGCCCUCCGUCGCCGGUGCAAGCAUCUGCCGAUCCCACGACCGAUCCCAGCACCCAGCGAGACUCGUCCCCGCCAACUCCAGCAGACACAUACAGAAUGUCGGCCAAAAAGUCCUCGGUCCCUGCUUACCAGUCGCUCACAGCCGGCGCCAUUGCUGGCGCUGUCGAAGCUACCGUGACCUACCCCACCGAAUAUGUCAAGACGCAGAUGCAGCUGCAAAACAAGUCGACCGACAAAAAAUUCGCUGGCCCCUGGGACUGCCUCAAGAAGACCGUGAGCGAAAAGGGCGUCUUUGGUCUGUAUCGUGGACUGUCGGCCAUGGUGAUCGGCACCGCUGCCAAGGCUGGUGUGCGCUUCCUUUCCUUUGAGCAAUUCAAGAAGCUGCUCAAGGAUGAGAACGGCAACCUCUCGGGCCACCGGAUGAUGCUCGCUGGUCUGGGUGCCGGCGUCACCGAGGCCGUACUGAUCGUGACGCCAACCGAAACCAUCAAGACCAAGCUGAUCCACGAUCAAAACUCGCCCAACCCGAAAUACCGCGGGCUGAUCCAUGGCACCUCGACAAUCGUCAAGGCUGAGGGCAUCGCUGGCAUCUACCGCGGCAUGACCGCCGUCGUCGCUCGACAGGGAGCCAACUCGGCGGUGCGGCUGACGAUCUACGGCAUCCUGAAGGAGCGAGUCCAAGGCAACUAUCCCGUUGAUUCGGUCACAGGGACCCGGCAUGUCCCUUGGUAUGUCACCUUUGGAAACGGUGCCCUGGCCGGCAUCAUCACUGUGUACAGCACCAUGCCGCUGGAUGUCAUCAAGACCAAGAUGCAGUCGCUAAAUGCCAAGGCUCUCUACAAGAACUCGGCUCACUGUCUCUACCGUGUUGCUCGCGACGAGGGCAUCCUUGCGCUGUGGAAGGGUGCCACUCCGCGCCUGGGUCGACUGAUCUUCUCGGGUGGCAUCGUAUUCUCGGUCUACGAACAAGUGUUGCUGGGUUUCAAGCUGCUCGGCAAAUGAGUACCCACAUCAUCCCUGCAGUAAUGGGCAAAAGCUGCGCCGUCUGUUCGGCUGUGGCAAUCGCAAUCGCAAUCGCAAUCGCAAUCGCAAUCGCAAUCGCAAUCGCAAUCGC